AUUCUUCCCCCGUCCUCACUGAGCUGAGGACAGGAAGAGACCAGAGACCUUCUUGCCCUCCCAGCCAGAGACGCCUGAGUGGACACGACUGUUUCUGUUGCUGCACUGGUAGCCAUGACUCUGCCUCACAGUCCCAGAAGCGCUGGGGAGCCCCAGGCCCCCCAGGUUGUACAGGUCCACAGGUUGGAACAGAGGCAGGAGGAAGAACGGAAGGAGGAGAGACAACACAGCUUGCACAUGGGUUCUUCUGUCCAAAGGCGGACCUACCGCAGCAGUGAAGAAGAACAGCAGUUCAGCGCUGCUGACUAUGCCCUGGCUGCUGCCCUGGCCCUGACAGCCUCCUCAGAGUUGUCCUGGGAAGCCAAGUUGAGGCGCCAGACUUCCACGGUGGAGCUGGAGGAGCGUGGGCAAAAGCGAGUGGGCUUUGGCAAUGACCGGGAGAGGAUGGAGAUGGCCUUCCUACGGACCCAGCGGCUGCUGCGCCAGAGGCGGAACUGGAGGGCCCUACGGCAACGGACAGAGGAGAAGGUCCAAGAGGCCAAGGAGCUAAUCGAGCUAUGCUCUGGCCGGGGCCCCUGGUUCUGGAUCCCACUUCGCUCACACGCUGUCUGGGAGCACUCUACAGUCCUGCUGACCUGUACCGUCCAGGGUUCGUUUCCCUUCCAGGUCACCUGGUACAAGAAUGACAUUCGUAUAGAUCCCCGCCUCUUUCCUGCGGGCAAAUACCACAUUACCAACAACUACGGGCUACUGACCCUGGAGAUCAGGAGAUGCACGGUUGAGGACUCAGGCACCUACACUGUGCUGGUAAAGAAUGCCUACGGCCAGGCCUCCGCCUUCGCCAAAGUCCUCGUCCGCACUUACCUGGGGAAGGAUGCUGGCUUCGACUCUGAGCUCUUUAAACGAUCGAUGUUUGGUCCCAGUGCAGAAUUCACAUCGGUGCUGAAGCCAGUCUUUGCUAGGGAGAAGGAACCUUUCUCCCUGACCUGCCUGUUUUCAAAUGAUGUGUUAGAUGCAGAACAGAGAAUCCAGUGGUUCAGAGACGGCAGGCUACUGAGGUCCUUGGCACGUAGGCAGAUCCUCUACGCAGACCACCAGGCCUCUGUGAAGGUGUCCUGUGCCUACAAGGAAGAUGAGGGACUCUACACAAUCCAAGUGUCCUCACCCUUUGGGCCUCAGGAGCAGAGUGCCUAUGUGUUUGUAAGAGAUGCUGCAGCCGAGAUGCCAGGAGCCCCAGGCUCGCCGCUCAACAUCCGGUGCCUGGAUGUGAACAGAGACUGCCUGAUCCUGAGCUGGGCACCACCCAGCAACACCCGGGGCAGCCCCAUCACUGGCUACUCCAUUGAGCUAUGCCAGGGUGACUCCGAAGAAUGGGUACCCUGCUGUGAGGCCCCUGGGGGGACCUGUCGGUGCCCAGUCCAAGGCCUCAUUGAAGGGCAGAGCUACCGGUUCAGGGUGAGAGCCAUCAGCAAGGCAGGCAGCAGCCUCCCCUCAAAGGCUUCAGAAGUGGUUGUCAUGGGCGAUCAUGAUGCACUUCAGAGGAAGACAGAGAUUUCCUUUGACCUGGGCAGCAAGAUCACCAUCAACGAGGAUGAUUUUGAAGAUGCUGUAACCAUCCCCUCACCCCCUACCAAUGUCCGCGCCAGUGAGAUCAGAGAGAACUAUGUGGUUCUGAGCUGGGAAGAGCCUCGCCCCCGGGGCAGAGCCCCUCUGACUUACUGCCUGGAGAAGUCCGUCAUAGGUAGUGGAACCUGGGAGGCCAUCAGCUCAGAAACCCCUGUGAAGUCCCCGAGAUUCGCCCUCCUGGACUUGGAAAAGGGGAAAUCGUAUGUCUUCAGAGUACGAGCCCUGAACCAGUAUGGCAUGAGUGAUCCCUCCGAACCCAGCGAGCCCGUUGCCCUGAGGGGCAAGCCAGCUACUCUCCCUCCUCCAGCUCAAGUUCAAGCUUUCCGAGACACAAAGACCUCUGUGUCCCUGGCCUGGGAGCCUGUGGAUGGUGGCACAGAGCUCCUGGGUUAUUAUAUCUACUCCCGGGAGGCUGGGACAUCUGAGUGGCAAACAGUGAACAACAAGCCCAUCCAGGACACCAAGUUCACAGUUCCUGGACUGAAGACAGGGAAGGAUUAUGAGUUUUGCAUCAGGUCGGUCAGCGAGGCUGGGGUUGGCGAAAGUUCAGCCGUCACCAAGCCCAUCAGGGUCAAACAGGCUCUGGCUACCCCAUCGGCCCCAUAUGAUUUUGCACUCCUGCACUGUGGAAAGAAUGAAAUGGUUAUUGGAUGGAAACCCCCCAAAAGGCGUGGAGGCGGCAAGACCCUGGGCUACUUCUUGGACCAGCAUGAUUCUGAGGAGCCAGACUGGCACCCAGUCAACCAGCAGCCCAUUCCAAGCCGGGUGUGCAAGAUCACCAACCUUCGAGAAGGCCACUUCUAUGAGUUCCAGGCCCGAGCAGUGAACUGGGCGGGGGUUGGCGAGCUAUCAGCACCCAGCAGCCUAUUUGAGUGCAAAGAGUGGACGAUGCCUCAGCCAGGCCCCCCAUACGAUGUUCGGGUAUUUGAGAUUCAUGCCACCUCCCUGAUGCUACAGUGGGAGCCCCCACUAUAUACAGGGGCCGGGCCGAUCACAGGCUACCAUGUCAGCUUCCAGGAGGACGGCUCUGAGGAGUGGAAGACAGUCACCCCAGAUACCAUCUCUGACACCCACCUCAAGGUGUCUGACUUGAAGCCAGGAAAGCGGUACCUGUUCAAGGUCCAGGCCAUGAACUCAGCUGGGCUGGGUCAACCAUCGAUGCCCACUGACCCCAUCCUCCUGGAGGACAGACCAGAUGCCCCGGAGAUCAAGGUUGGUGUGGACGAAGAAGGCCGUAUCUACUUGGCUUUCGAAGCCCCCGAAGCCCCCGACUCCUCGGAAUUUCAGUGGUCCAAGGAUUACAAGGGUCCCCUAGAUCCCCAUAGGGUCGAGGUGGAGGAUGAAAUUAACAAGUCCAAGGUCAUCCUGAAAGAACCUGACCUUCAGGAUUUGGGCAUCUACUCAGUGGUAGUCACCGAUGCUGAUGAAGACACCUCUGCAAGCCACACACUGACUGAGGAAGAGCUGAACAAGCUAAAGAAGUUAAGCCAUGAGAUCAGAAACCCAGUGAUCAAGCUGAUCUCCGGCUGGCACGUUGAUAUCCUCGAGCAAGGCGAGGUUCGGCUCUGGUUGGAGGUAGAGAAGCUGUCGCCAGCCGCUGAACUGCACCUCAUCUUCAACCAGAAGGAGAUCUUCAGCUCCCCGAACCGCAAGAUCAAUUUUGACCGUGAGAAGGGCCUGGUGGAAGUUAUCAUUCAGCAACUAUCUGAGGACGACAAGGGGUCAUACACUGCCCAGCUCCAAGAUGGAAAAGCCAAAAACCAGAUCACCCUCACCCUAGUGGACGACGAUUUUGACAAGCUUCUAAGAAAGGCAGAAGCUAAGAGAAGAGAUUGGAAGAGAAAGCAGGGUCCCUAUUUCCAGGAGCCUUUGCAGUGGAAGAUCACAGAGGAUUGCCAAGUGUUGCUGACAUGCAAGGUCACCAAUACCAAGAAGGAGACCCGCUUCCAGUGGUUCUUCCAGAAGAAAGAGGCACCCAGUGGGCAGUACGACCCACAGACUGGAGAUGGGCUUCUGCAUAUCGAGGAGUUGUCCAAAGAAGACCAAGGAAUUUACAGAGCUAUGGUUUCUGAUGAGCGGGGGGAAGACAACACCAUCCUGGACCUCACAGGCGAAGCCCUUGAUGCUGUCUUCACUGAGCUGGGCAGGAUCAGUGCUCUCUCUGCAACCCCACUGAAAAUCCAGGGGACCGAGGAGGGGAUCCGGCUCUUCAGCAAGGUCAAGUACUACAAUGUGGAAUACAUGAAAACCUCCUGGUUCCACAAAGACAAGCACCUGGAGAGAGGUGACCGGGUUAGGGCAGGCACCACCCUGGAUGAGAUCUGGCUCCACAUCCUGGACCCCAAGGACUCGGACAAGGGCAAGUACACCCUGGAAAUAGCUGCUGGGAAGGAAGUCCGGCAGCUCUCAGCAGAUCUCUCCGGGCAAGCCUUUGAUGAUGCCCUGGCAGAGCACCAGAGACUGAAGGCCUUGGCCAUCAUUGAGAAGAAUCGGGCCAAGGUGGUGAGGGGCCUGCCAGAUGUGGCCACCAUCAUGGAAGAUAAGACCCUAUGCCUGACCUGCAUCAUCUCAGGAGAUCCUGUCCCUGAAAUCUCUUGGCUAAAGAAUGACCAGCCUGUCACCUUCCAUGACCGAUAUCACAUGGAGGUGAGGGGGACAGAAGUCACCAUCACUAUCAACAAGGUCACCAGUGAUGACAGCGGGCGUUAUGGUGUCUUUGUCAAGAAUAAGUAUGGCUCGGAGACCGGUCAUGUCACCAUCAGCGUGUUCAAACAUGGAGAGGCACCCAAGGACAUGAAGAAGAUGUGAUGGGCGUGUUCAGGGCCAGCCUGAGAUCUGCAUUGCACGGACCAGGAGGCCAACCAGUGGGUCAUAGCCUGGCAUUGGCUGGGGUGUGGAGUAGGGGAAGGGACAGGGUAGAACCCAGGACAUGAGGGGAGCUGGAGUGGACACACCAGAAAGAAGCAACAGAGAUCCUGCUGGGUCUUCAGAGGCCUCCAAGAUGGGCAGAGGGGGUGGAGGUAGUUAGCACUAGACUUGGAAAUCAGAA
Molecule: messenger RNA, 4675 nt
Organism: Nannospalax galili (Upper Galilee mountains blind mole rat)
Lineage: Eukaryota; Metazoa; Chordata; Mammalia; Rodentia; Spalacidae
Gene: Myom3
Product: myomesin 3
Exons: 37
Coding region: 115-4434 (1439 amino acids)
Molecular function (GO): protein binding
Source: RefSeq, a predicted model, not a curated record